Wickerhamiella sorbophila is the source of this 1803-nucleotide messenger RNA. RefSeq lists its product as hypothetical. The transcript has a single exon. Gene Ontology annotation, molecular function: aldehyde dehydrogenase (NAD+) activity. Lineage: Eukaryota; Fungi; Ascomycota; Dipodascomycetes; Dipodascales; Trichomonascaceae. Bases 1 to 1803 code for a protein of 600 amino acids. The record is from RefSeq and is a predicted model, not a curated record.
AUGGAAAUCCUCGACCACAUAGCAGCGCAGACAGCCAUCACAGCUCUGGUGGGGCUGCUUGCUCUGCCGCUCACAUACCUGAUGUGCGCGCGAUUCUUGUUUCGGGGUUCUCGGAAUCACGAAGGGAUCCAGUUCUCGUUACCGAUCCCCGAAGCCGCCCAGGAGCAUUGGAAAGGUAAACGAGUCUCUGUGAUGAACAUUCGCGACGAGAGUGAUCCCCAGUAUAUUAAGGCGCUCUGCCCGGCAACUGGCCAGUUGCUUGGCUCCUUCAAGGCCGCUGAUGAGGCCGCAAUCGAUGACACGCUUGCUCGAGCCACCGCGGCCCAGCGCAAGUGGGGCGAGUCUUCUUUCGAUGACCGCAGACGGGUUCUGAAAACGAUCGCCCGCUAUAUUUCGGACCAUCAGCGUGAGGUCGCCCGCGUGGCCUGCCGUGACACUGGAAAGACAAUGCUUGACGCUGCUCUAGGUGAGAUUAUGGUCACCCUGGAGAAGAUCAAGUGGCUCAUAAAACAUGGCGAAGAUGCCCUGACCCCUUCAAAGCGGCCUGGAUCCACCAAUGUUUUGCUAUUCUACAAGGGUGCUGAAGUCCGCUACGAACCCUUGGGCGUAGUCUGCGCCAUGGUCUCCUGGAAUUACCCCUUACACAACCUCAUGGGACCCGUGGUCGCCGGUCUUUUCGCGGGUAAUUCGGUGGUCGUCAAGGGCAGUGAGCAAGUUGUGUGGUCCUCGGAGUUCUUUGUUCAAAUUGCAAAGCGGGCCUUGGAGCUGGAAGGAUUCGACCCCGAGACCGUCCAACUCAUUAGCUGCUGGCCUGAACAUGCCGAUUACCUUACUUCGCACCCUGCUAUCAAGCAUAUCACAUUUAUCGGUUCCUGUCCGGUCGCCCAUAGUGUCUGCACGGCUGCAGCUAGAAGUCUUACCCCGGUGGUAACUGAGCUCGGCGGCAAAGACCCCUUGGUGGUGCUAGACGAUGUGAGUGGGGCAAAAGUCAAAGAAAUUGCUUCAAUUAUUAUGCGAGGUGUUUUCCAGAGCGCUGGCCAGAACUGUAUUGGAGUUGAGCGGGUCAUUGCUCUCCCCAAGACCCAUGAUGCUCUUUUGGACAUAUUCAAAAAGCGAGUGCCCCAGUUACGUCUCGGCUCUUCGAUCGACGAGCUGGCCAACAUCGAUAUGGGCGCUCUUAUUGCUGCCCAUCAUCUGGACCGCCUGGAGGCGCUUGUCUCUGAUGCGGUUGCUCAGGGGGCGGUUUUGGAAGCCGGCGGAAAACGGUUCGCUCACCCCAAAUACCCGCUCGGCAUCUACUUCGAGCCAACUCUGUUGAGCGGAGUUACUAAAGAUAUGAAGAUUGCGCAGGAAGAAGUGUUUGGCCCGAUUCUUUUGCUCAUGAAGGCCGAGUCCGUUGACGACGCUAUUGAAAUUGCCAACUCCACGCAGUUUGCCCUCGGAGCUUCAGUCUUUGGCUCUUCCUCCCGCGACGUCGACCGUUGCGUGAAAAGCAUCAGAGCUGGCAACGUUGCCAUCAACGACUUUGCCACUUAUCAUCUUUGUCAAUUGCCGUUUGGCGGGGUUGGCGGCUCAGGCUAUGGAAAAUUCGGCGGCGCUGAGGGGCUGCGGGGCCUGUGCCUGGAAAAAAGCGUGUGCUACGACCGCUUUCCUUUCAUCUCGACGUUUAUUCCUCGCGCCCUCGACUACCCGAUUCCCUCGGUCGCCAAGGCCUGGAGCAUGGUUCGCGCUUUGAACGACCUGGGAUACGCCCAGUCUGGAUGGGUGAAAUUCAAAGCAUUACGCCGGCUCUUAGGCAUCUGA